This is a messenger RNA of Podarcis raffonei (Aeolian wall lizard), 2429 nucleotides long. It is a transcript of the gene KCTD13, whose product is annotated as potassium channel tetramerization domain containing 13. Gene Ontology annotation, molecular function: protein binding; ubiquitin-protein transferase activity. NCBI's taxonomy places the organism in Eukaryota, Metazoa, Chordata, Lepidosauria, Squamata, Lacertidae. Gene Ontology annotation, biological process: protein ubiquitination; protein homooligomerization; proteasome-mediated ubiquitin-dependent protein catabolic process. The record is from RefSeq and is a predicted model, not a curated record. Gene Ontology annotation, cellular component: Cul3-RING ubiquitin ligase complex.
CCGGAUGUAGAGGCUAACUGCCGGGCGAAACGACCAGAGCGCGAGCGAGGGCUCCGAAGUGCAUGCGCAGUCGCUGUCCCUGCGCCCCCUUGCUCCCGGGCUUAGGCGUCUUGGCCGGCCGUUGGGCCCUGAGUCCGGGCGGGGCUGAAGGGGAGGCGCCUGGGCUGAGCCCACCCGCUCUCCCUCGGGAGGUGGUUAUGUCUGCUGAGGCCACGGCAGACCAGGUCCCACCCCUGGAGAAUUGUGCCCCGCUAGUCCCAAUCCAGCAGCGACGGGAUGGCGGCGGAGGGGUAGCCGGUGUGACCUUUGAUCUCAAACCCCUUAACCCCAGCAGCAAGUAUGUCAAGCUGAAUGUGGGAGGGUCACUGCAUUACACCACAGUGCAAACCCUCACCAAGCAAGACACCAUGCUCAAGGCUAUGUUCAGUGGCAGGAUGGAGGUGCUCACAGAUAGUGAAGGCUGGAUCUUGAUUGACAGAAGUGGGCGCCAUUUUGGAACAAUCCUGAACUACUUGCGCGAUGGCUCUGUCUCUCUCCCUGAAUCCCAGCGGGAGCUGGAGGAAGUGCUAUCUGAGGCCCGGUACUACUUGAUCCAAGGCUUGGUUGAGGACUGUCAGCUUGCCCUGCAGCAAAAGAGUGAGGCCUAUGACCCCCUCUGCCAUAUCCCCAUGGUGACCUCUCCCAAGGAGGAGCAGCAGAUCAUCUCAAGCUGUUCCAAGCCUGUGGUGAAAUUGCUGCAUAACCGAAGUAAUAACAAGUAUUCAUAUACAAGUAACUCUGAUGACAACUUGCUGAAGAAUAUCGAACUGUUUGACAAGCUGGCUCUGCGGUUCAAUGGCCGAGUACUCUUCAUCAAAGAUGUUCUUGGGGAUGAAAUAUGCUGCUGGUCGUUCUAUGGGCAGGGCCGCAAGAUUGCCGAAGUCUGCUGCACCUCCAUUGUAUAUGCCACCGAGAAGAAGCAGACCAAGGUGGAGUUCCCAGAGGCACGGAUCUUUGAGGAAACCCUGAACAUCCUGAUCUACGAGACGCCACGAGUGCCAGACAAGGCCCUCCUGGAGGCAACAGGUGGGGUGGCAGGUGGGGGUGGAGGCCCCCUCCGUGCAGGUGACGACGAAGAUGGGCGGGAGCACCGUGUCCGGCGCAUACAUGUCCGUAGGCACAUCAUGCAUGAUGAACGUCCUCACGGCCACCAAGCUGUUUUCAAAGACUGAUCCCGCCUCGCUCGCAAUGUCCUCAUUACUCCAUCCAUUUAGUGCCAAAGGAGGACCUGUUUUCUCCUUUUGAUCUUUCACCUCAAGGUCUUCUCAUUGAUGUUUGCAUCCUUUUCUAACCUCUCUCUCCCUCUGGGCUGCUUUUCUGCCCUCUUGCUGUCCCUUGACUUUAUUAAGCCCUCCUUUUUAUUGUGACAAUUGACCUCUUGGUCUGCCCCUUCAUUUUACUGGCAUGCUCUUUCCAGCUGUUAAUUUCCCCUAAUGCUUCAGUCUUAAACACCCAACUUCCCACUUCCCCUCACCACCCCACCUAUCUCAUAAUCUGCAAGACACCACUGAAACCUGGUUUGUGGUCCUUUAUUCAAAACCUCUUGACCCUGCGCCUUUCUAACCUGAGACCGACUGACUCUUAACUGUCCUCUAAAUUAGGCUCCAUGGAACAACAACAUUAUAACUGAGAGCUAUACGUGAGCAAAGCAUAUGAAUCAGGGGAGCCUACAUUACAUCUCAGCUUAAUACUGGGCCUCUGGUGACUUCCAUUUUGUAACACUGUUAUUGGCCUCUUUCAAAGGUCACAGACGAGGUACUACCUAGACAGGGGUGUGUCAGUUCUUACAUAAUUACCAAUUUUGAUCUCUCCAUUCUGGGGUCUUCUGCCCUUUGCUUUAUGGUACAUAGUUGUUUUUUUUAUUGGGUCAACCCCCAACCCACCCUUGGUUUCCCUUCACCUACUUUUAACUUCUCUGUUGAAGAAACUGCCUGGAUUUAUGAGAAGGCAUACAUUGUUCAGACAAAAACUGGCUACACACCAUUUAAAAGUUUUGAUAAUGGCAUUGACAUAACCAGGAUUAUACAACAUAUUUAUUGGUGUCUUUUUUUCUGGAAUAAUUUCAGCUACAUUUAGCCUCCUGUGAGCAAAGGAGAUUAAAUCCAGUGUUAAUCAGCCAUUUAAAAAAUUCACGCAUACAAACGUGGCACCUUUAACCUUUGCAUUAGAGCAGGAGGUAACAGUCGUGAAAUUGGUUCUUAUUACUUAUUGUCCUUCUGGGAAAGAUGUCAGUCAGAUAACAGCUGCUAUUUUAAAUUUUUUUGUCUGAGUCAAAAACACAGUUUCACUGUCUCUUUAAGUGUUGUGUGACCUGGACCCUGAUUCCAUCCAAACUAUUCUGUCCCACUUACAGGUACGACUUAUAUCAAAAUAUGUUAGAUGCUUCAAUC